UUCCGCUUAGCGUCGCGUAGCUGCUGGCCGCGGUCCGCUCGCUGUGCCGCUACCUCGGCCGCCCUGUGCCCUGCGCUGGGUGAGGGAGCCGCAGGGAGAUCACCGCAGACCCGAAGCCAGGACAUGUCUAAGCCAUCUUCCUGUGUCUAUAUAUGUGGGAUGUUUAAGGAUUCGGUGGUGUUUGAGGAUGUGACUGUAAACUUCACCCAAGAAGAAUGGGCUCUGCUGGCUCCUUCACAGAAGAAACUCUACAGGGAUGUGAUGCGGGAAACUAUCAGGAACCUCGCUUCUGUAGGGAAAAAAUGGGAAGACCACAACAAUGAAGACCAGUACCAGAGGAGAUAUCUAAGAAGCCAUAUGCUAGAGACAGUCUGUAAAAGUGAAGAAGAUAAUCAACGUGGAGAAAAUUUCAGCCAGAUUCCAACCCUCAGUGUGACCAAGAAUGCUACAGGAGUAAAACCAUAUGAAUGCAAUAUCUGUGGAAAAGGCUUCAUGUGUUACUCAUCCCUUAACAGGCACAACAGAUCUCACACAGGACACACACUGUAUGAGAAGCCAUAUAACUGCAAGGAAUGUGGCAAAGUCUUCAGUUAUCUCAAACCUUUUGAAAGACAUGCAAGGACUCACACUGGAGAAAAACCCUAUAAGUGUAAGCAGUGUGGAAAAACCUUCAUGUAUCAUCAACCCUUUCAAACACAUGAACGGACUCACAUUGAGGAGAAACCCUAUAAAUGUAAGCAGUGUGGCAAAGCUCUCAGUUGUCCCAGUUCUCUUCGAAUUCACGAAAGGAUCCACACUGGAGAAAAGCCCUAUCAAUGCAAAAAAUGUGGGAAAGCCUUUAGUUGUCCCAGUUCUAUAAGAAUCCAUGAAAGAACUCACACUGGAGAAAAACCCUAUAAAUGUAAGGAAUGUGGAAAAGCCUUCAUUUCCCACACCAGUGUUCAGACACACAUGGUAACGCACAGUGGGGAUAGACCUUAUAAAUGUAAGGAAUGUGGGAAAGCGUUCAUUUUUCCCAGUUUUUUACGAGUACAUGAAAGAAUUCACACUGGAGAGAAACCCUAUACAUGUAAACAAUGUGGAAAAGCCUUCCGAUGUUCUACUUCCGUGCAAAUUCAUGAAAGAAUUCAUACUGGAGAAAAACCCUACAAAUGUAAGGAAUGUGGGAGAGCCUUCAGUGCUCGUGCAGCCUUCCGGGUACACUUGAGAGUGCACACUGGAGAGAAACCCUAUAAAUGUAAAGAAUGUGGGAAAGCUUUCAGCCGUAACAGCUACUUUCGAAUACAUGAACGCACGCACACUGGAGAAAAACCUUAUGAAUGUAAAAAGUGUGGGAAGACCUUCAAUUAUCCCUUAGAUUUGCAGAUACAUGAAAGAAAUCACACUGGAGAAAAGCCUUACGAAUGUAAGGAAUGUUCGAAAGCCUUCAUUUCUCUCGAAAACUUUCGAAGACACAUGAUCACACACACUGGUGAUGGACCUUAUAAGUGUAGGAUAUGUGGGAAGGCAUUCAUUUUUCCCAGUGCCUUUCGAACACAUGAAAGAACUCACACUGGAGAGAAACCCUAUGAAUGUAAACAAUGUGGAAAGGCCUUCAGUUGUUCUAGUUAUGUUCAGAUCCAUGAAAGAACUCAUACCGGAGAGAAACCCUAUGAAUGUAAGUUAUGUGGGAAAGCCUUCUUAUCCCACAAGCUUUCAAGGACACAUGAGGACACAUACUGGAGAGAAACCCUAUAAAUGUAAUGAAUGUGGGAAAGUCUUCAGUCUUCACAGUUCCUUCCAGAGACAUGAAAGAACUCACAGCAGAGAGAAACCUCUUAAGUGUAAGCAGUGUGGAAAAGCCUUCCGUU
Molecule: messenger RNA, 1850 nt
Organism: Tupaia belangeri chinensis (Chinese tree shrew)
Lineage: Eukaryota; Metazoa; Chordata; Mammalia; Scandentia; Tupaiidae
Product: zinc finger protein 791
Biological process (GO): regulation of DNA-templated transcription
Cellular component (GO): nucleus
Source: RefSeq, a predicted model, not a curated record